Messenger RNA from Striga asiatica, 1388 nucleotides. The record is from the annotation of a GenBank genome assembly. Lineage: Eukaryota; Viridiplantae; Streptophyta; Magnoliopsida; Lamiales; Orobanchaceae.
UUCUUUCUUCCUUUUUUUUUUUUUAUUGUUAUUCUUAUUAUUCCUUUUCAUGGACCCCCGACGGGAAAGAAAAGCACAAUCAAAGGCCAACAUACCAUCUUUGUUUUGUUACGCUCUUAGUGCUCAAAAUCUCCGAUCGCCAAACCAAUGGCGGUCGAGAGGCCCAGACAUUCCAAACCCGUCUCGAUCAGCCCGGAUCGGAAUUCAGGAACAAAGGUGUGGCUUUUUUCUUUGCUGUUGACGCUCCAGUACGGUGCUCAACCUCUCAUAUCUAAACGCUUCACCAGACGGGAAGUUAUUGUAACUUCAUCUGUUCUGGCUUGUGAGGGGGUAAAGGUGAUUUGUGCUCUGCUGCUCUUGGCUAGAGAUGGAAGUUUGAGAAAGCUAUACAAAGAGUGGACUUUGAUUGGCUCUUUGACUGCAUCCGGGUUGCCGGCAGCCAUAUACGCACUUCAAAACAGCUUGUUGCAAAUCUCAUAUAGAAAUCUUGAUUCGCUCACGUUCUCAAUGCUGAACCAGACAAAACUAUUUUUCACAGCCUUGUUUACUUAUAUCAUAUUAAGGCAAAGACAGUCCAUUCAACAGAUUGGGGCUCUAUUUUUGUUGAUAAUAGCCGCUAUUCUUCUAAGCAUUGGUGAAGGUACCAGUAAAGCAUCAAGCUCUCGUAAUCCUGAUGAAGUUUUGUUCUAUGGAAUUGUCCCUAUCCUAGUGGCUUCCUUGCUCUCUGGCCUGGCCUCUGCUUUGUGUCAGUGGGCAUCCCAGGUUAAGAAACAUACCUCAUACUUGAUGACUGUGGAGAUGUCUAUAAUUGGGAGUCUUUGCAUGCUAGCGAGUGCGUACAAGUCUCCUGAUGGUUUGGCUAUCCAAAGGCAUGGCUUCUUUUAUGGCUGGACUCCUUUGACAUGGAUUCCUGUCAUACUCAAUGCUGUUGGUGGAAUUCUUGUUGGGCUUGUGACAUCGUAUGCUGGUGGUGUUCGAAAGGGAUUUGUUAUUGUUUCUGCCCUUCUGGUGACGGCCCUGCUCCAAUUCAUCUUUGACGGUAAACCGCCCUCUCCAUACUGCCUUGUGGCUUUCCCAUUAGUCGUCACAAGCAUAUCGAUCUACCAAAAAUACCCCUACCAUGUUAAAAAGAAGGCAUUAUGAGUUCAAAGAAAGCUUAGGAAAGGUGGAAAGCAUGGUAUUAUGCUGUACAUUUUCAUUGUGUAGCAAAAAUGAGUGAGCUGGGAGAAAAAAAUGGGUUAUGUUUUUUAUGGAGCUGACUGGUCUCCUCAUUAGGACAAAAGGUAUCAUCAGAGGAUUUAUUCUGGUCUUAAGAUUAUAUCCAGCUUUGGUAAUUUUGUAUAACUAUUAUAUAUAUUUUAAAUCGUGUUUUUUUUUUAAAAAAAAAA